Molecule: messenger RNA, 405 nt
Organism: Eremomyces bilateralis CBS 781.70
Lineage: Eukaryota; Fungi; Ascomycota; Dothideomycetes; Eremomycetales; Eremomycetaceae
Exons: 3
Source: RefSeq, a predicted model, not a curated record
GAAGGAGUUGAGCUGGAAGCUGUCGUAUCCUGCACAUCUGACGGCCUCGUGGUCAUUCUCCGCCGUGCCCGUCCACUCAUCCCCGGCGUCAAACCACCGACACCGAGGGCCCCAGGAGUUAUUCAUAUGCGGACGGAACCGAGCAGUGGGAUCUUCGCCGCCCCCUGGGCCCCUCACCCCGUAUUCUCUCCAUCAAAUGUCAACCCCCCACCCACACCGCAGUUCACCGGCGUCCCGGCUACAAAUCUCACCGCCGGAGGCCCGCCGCCUCAAGACUUCUUCACCGCCAUCCGCGACAUCGCGUGUUUCGCAUGGGCACUCACCGGGAUCAACGGGUGCCUCGCCGAGUUCUCCCAGGGCAAGCCGCAGGGGGAGUCGCAGCCUCCUGAAGGGUUGCCGGUCUGG